Molecule: messenger RNA, 11211 nt
Organism: Schistosoma haematobium
Lineage: Eukaryota; Metazoa; Platyhelminthes; Trematoda; Strigeidida; Schistosomatidae
Product: ATP-binding cassette sub- A member 3
Exons: 1
Coding region: 452-1228 (258 amino acids)
Source: RefSeq, a predicted model, not a curated record
UGCUGCGUCUCCGAAACACGCAUACAGGAUCCAAGUAGCGUCAUUCAUUUGACCUCACCAUGCCAAAAUAAAGAACCGACUCGAUUUACGCUUCGUGUAUCUGGAAGCCCUGAUUCUGCUUCCCGUGGCCUCGCUGGCUUAGGUAUAGCAUUGAGUCCUAGUGCAGAACUAGCUCUCUUAGAGUGGAUCCCAGUAGACAGUCGUUUGUGCGCUGUCCGACUGAACGGAACAGUAAGAAUCCGGAAAGAUAGGGACACUCGUCGUUGCCUCUUCGUCGUUUCUGCCUAUUCUUCCACUGACUGCAGCUCAGAUGAUGUAAAAGAUGAGUUUUACAAAAAGCUUUCCGACCUUCUCCGAAAAGCUAGGCGCUCGGAUGUAGUAAUAACGGCCGGUGACUUUAAUGCUCAAGUAGGUAAACUAAGGGAUAGGGAAAGACACCUGGGUGGAUCUUAUGGUGUCGUGGCUCAAAGAACAGAUAAUGGCGACCGUCUGUUGCAGCUAUGCUCAUAAGGAAAAACAUCUUUUAACAUGGAGACCCCCUAAUUCGUCCCAACGUUGGACCCAAAUAGAUCACAUCGCUAUCAGCCACCGAUGGAGGGGCUCGAUAGAAGACUGUCGCUCAUUCUGGAGCACAUGCUUAGAUUCAGAUCAUGCUCUAGUGCGAGCGCGUAUUUGCUUGCGUCUUACUGGACGGAAGAAAGACGCUGCAAGGAAACCUCUUAGGGGACUACUUAAUGAUAGUCAAGCUAAGAGUAUAUUUCAGGAACAACUAGGAAAACAGUUAGGCAGCCAUGUAUGUGAUGCCCACCCCGAGGCAGCAUGGAAUGAUAUCCGAAAAGCUGUGGAAACAGUAGUGAUAUCUGCUAGUAAGGUAAACCAGAAGGUUAGGGAGCAACACUGGAUCUCAGCAGCAUCUAUCUCAAUGAUAGAUGCUCGGAAACUCAUUCAACCUGGCUCUGAACAUAAUGAAGAGCGGAGUCAGCUUAAGCGCAAGCUGAUAAGAAGUCUACGCAAUGAUCGCGAACAGUGGUGGGUAGCGAAAGCAAGAGAGAUGGAAAAGGUAGCGGCAAUAGGUAAUAGCAGACAAUUGUUCAGACUUGUUAAGGAAACCGGUAUUAAGAAACCGACUGUUAGCGAAACACUCUCAGAGAAAGAUGGACAUAUUAUACAUUCUCAAUCCAGGAGAUUGGAUCGAUGGGCAGAACACUUUAGGGAUCAGUUCAACUGACCUUCAGCCACACUUCGGUUUCCCACGAUCUCUAGUCAACCUGAAUGGCAAGUUAAUGUAGGUCCUCCGUCCCUUUACGAAGUUGAAAAAGCCAUAGGAAAUCUGAAGCGAGGGAGAUCAGCAGGCCCUGACAGGUUUACUCCUGAGAUUUUUAAGGAUGGUGGUCCAGUAUUAGCAGUGAGAUUAACUGAGGUCUUAGGUAGAAUUUGGGAACUAGACGUAAUCCCAUCUGACUGGUCUCAAUCACUGAUUGUGCCAGUUUUUAAGAAAGGACAAAAGUCCUCUUGUGACAAUCAGAGAGGAAUCAGUUUGACUAAUAUAGUGUCUAAAAUAUCAGCUUCAAUAAUACUUCGACGCCUAAUCAAAGCUCGUGAAGAGCAGAUUAAAGAAAACCAGGCCGGUUUUCGACCUGGACGUGUUUGUAUAGAUCAGAUAUUCACACUACGUCAGGUUCUAGAACACAGACACACAUUCAGACGCCCCACAAUGGUAGUAUUUCUCGACCUUAAGGCGGUAUUCGACUAUGUUGAUCGUGAGGUUCUAUGGCAGUGUUUGUUGUCCACGUGGACAACUGCGGACACUCACGAUGAAAGCUCCACGACCAAACCAUCCAGCUCAGAGAACAAAACUCCACCAAAAUCAUCCACCUGAGCUACAAAUCUUCUCCACCAUCUCAAGUAUUAUAAUGCCUAUGUAGUUUUCACAUUUGCUCAGAUAUGCUGUUUUGGUCUCUUGAUGAUGUAUGCUUCUUUUCAGUCUGUCGGCACUUGUUCUUCUACCCAGAUCCUCCUGAAUAGGAUGUGGAGCAUCCUUGCAGUUACCUGAAUGUUUGAUUUCGGCGCUUAAGCUGGUACGUUGUCUGAUCCCGCUGCUUUCUCACUCUUGAUCUGUUUGGUGUUCAUGCUGAUUCCUUCAAUCGACAGCCAUAGGAAGAUUGUGUAUGCUGCUUCGAUGUCCAGUGGGUUUAGUGGUGCUGGUCUAUUUCCAAGUUCUUCAGAAUGUUCUACACACCCGUUCCGCUGUUCUUGAAUCUUAGCGAUAGGCUUGCUUACUUUUUGAUUGAUCGCUUUGGUCCACCAUAUUUCCCUGCUAGUUUUUUCUUUAUCGAUAAGUCUUGCUAACUGAACGCUAGAUUCGGUUCCUAAGCUCUUCUAAUAACCCACAGGCUAAAUCUACACAGCGAUUCGAACACGAGAGAAAAGGUGUGAAAUAUGUAAGAAACACUUUACUCCAAAGGUUCAUUUACAUACAGAAAAAUCUAGGGUUUUUAUAGUAUUUUAGAUGUUCUUGAGUUUCCCGAAAAUUCUGGAAUACUACUAGACAUAGUAGCAGUAUAGGAAAUUAUCCGAUCAGAAACUCGAAAUGUGACUUUUCACUUUCUAGGUGUUUCUGGUAAAACUUCCAGUGAAUGCUAAUUGGAUAAAACGUUUCUCAGCGUUUUCACAGUCUUUGUUGGCUUUUUUCUAGGAGUUUUCUUGAUCUCCCCAGCAGUUAUACCAUAUAGUUGUCUGAUAUUUCCUUCUGUUGAAGCUUUUUCCACUGUCAUUGCCAGGUCUUCCACGUAUUUCUGCUUGUCGGCUCUAAUGCUCUUCUUUACUUGCUUGUUUGCUUAUGUGUAUUCAGCCUGUGCCUUGACUUUCUCUGUUCUUGUUUGACUGUUGUUAAUUGGUGUCUUCUUGUUCUUCUUUUUUUGAAUCCUGUCCAGGAUUUUGAUGGAGAUGCAUUCUUUAUGAAGGUGUUUCUUAUGACCCAGAACCUCCUGACACGUUGAAGUUGAUGCUUCAUUAAUCCCAUUCCGGUUGUUCUCCAUAGUAGUUUCUUUUCUGUGAGUGGAUCUUGUAAGGCUUGUAACAUGUUGCUGUGAGCUAUUUGGAAUUCAUUGAGUUUGUGAGUAUCUCAAAUGCCCUGGUAUGGCCGAGAGCGGGAUGGGUCCGCCCUCCCUCUCGAAAUACUCUCACACGGUCACGCGUAUACGGCCUCUGCCGGGGAAGUCCUACUCACUGCCUUCCCGUGGCAGGGGUGUUGUUUACGAAAAUGAGAGGACGAAAAGCGAAUGUCCGGCGCUUCAACCAGAUGGUGGUGACUUUCUGGCUAAGGAACUGACGACGUUGUUUACAAAGGUUUAGGAGCUAGAGAGUGUACCAACGUCAUGGAAUGAGUCGAUAGUUGUCCAUAUCUUUAAAAAGGGAUCACGUCGUUCCUGUAACAAUUAUCGGGGGAUAAGUUUACUUCCGAUUGUGUCCAAGCUGUCGGCUUCCGUCAUACUUCGUAGGUUGUUCAAAACUCGAGAAAGAUUGACUCGCGAGGAGCAGGCUGGUUUUCAUUCUGGUCGAGGAUGUAUUGAUCAUAUAUUCACCCUCCGCCAAAUGUUAGAACACCGUCAUACUUAUCAAAGACCAACAAUCGUAGUGUUUCUUGACAUUAGGGCUGCCUUCGAUUCGUUGGAUAGGACUGUUCUCUGGGAUUGUCUAUUGGAGAAGGGUGUGCCUGAGAAGUUUAUUAACAUCCUAAAGGCCCUAUAUACAAACACCUCAGGUAGAGUGAGGGCAUACAACCACCUCUCUCCAUUGUUCCAUUCGAGCAGUGGGGUUAGGCAGGGUUGCCCAAUCUCACCAUUCCUCUUCAACUUUGCCAUCGACGACAUUCUGGAAACAGCUCUGAUGGAUGUAAGUAAUGGCGGUGUGGAUCUGUUGCCUGGAGAAAGACUUCUCGACCUUGAGUAUGUGGAUGAUAUUGUCUUACUGUGCGAUAAUGCCCAACCCACGCGAUCCGCACUUAAUCAGUUGCCAAUCAGUGUCCGUAGGUAUGGUAUGAGCUUUGCACCUUCGAAGUGCAAAGUACUUCUACAAGACUGACAGGAUUCUAAUCCUAUACUCACCCUCCAUGGUGAGCAGAUAGAAAUAGUCGAGAAGUUCGUGUAUCUAGGUAGCUGUAUGAGUGCUGGUGGGGGUGUGAGUGAUGAGAUCAAUUCACGUAUAGUGAAAGCCAGAGCGGCUUAUGCCAAUCUGGGCCAUCUUUGGCGCCUUCGUGAUGUUAGUCUGGCUGUAAAAGGUCGGAUCUACAACGCGUCGGUGAGAGCGGUUUUGCUCUAUGCUUGUGAAACCUGGUCUCUCCGAGUUGAGGACGGUAGAAGACUCUGUAUUCGAUCAUCGUUGUCUCCGAAGGAUUGCUGACAUACAGUGUCAACACCAUGUCAGUAAUGCAGAGGUUCGGCAUCGUGUGUUCGGGCACAGAGACGAUAAUGCUAUUGGUGUCACCAUCUUGAAACACCGACUUCGGUGGCUUGGACAUGUUCUACGAAUGUCGUCCCAGAGAAUUCCACGUCGUGCAUGAUUUGCCGACUCUGGGACUGGUUGGAGAAGUGGUCAGUGUAUGACAUGGUGUCGUGGCAUGAAAGAAAGCUGCAAAGGGCUGGCUUGUGUUGGUGCUUCACGACUCCCUGGUUGGGGUUCUAGAGAUGGUGCAACACAAUGGCUAGAGACGUUAUCAGAUAUGGCUCAGAAUAGAAGCCAGUGGCGAUCCUGCUGUAACCUCCUUUUACUUUCUUCGUAAAAAGUGUAUCUUCCUUAACUGAAAGAUUUAUUCUGAUUGUACUUUUCCGUUUCCCACCCCCCAUUAUUAUUAUUACACCACUUUACAUCAAUCUCUUCGUUAUUAUUCUCUCUCUUUUUCCUUCUCUUUAAAUUCUCAUUGUUUUGUGUGGCGCAUAUAUAUUUGGCGCAUUCUUGUACCAAUGUUUAUGUGUUCAAAUAAAUAAAUAAAUAAUCUCAAAUCAAGGCUCUGUUAAACUUUUGUAAUGUUGUUUCUCCAGUUGUUCAGUGCUUCUUUACUCCAAUUUUAUCUUGACAGCCACCAGGUGAUGAUCUGAAGCUUUGUCAGCCGCUCUCUCUUUAUUUCCACGCCUUCCAUGGAUUUUCAGAAUUUUGUAGUGGUGCAAAUAUGAUUGAUUUGGUUUUCUGUCUCUUAGUCUGGUAAGAUCCAUGUAGCUCUGUGUAUUCUUCUGUGAAAAAAUAUAGUGCUACCUAUAACCAUUUUGUUGAAUGCUCAUAAAUUUGGAAAUCUGUCACCAUUUUCGUUCCUUUCUCCCAGUCCAUGUUGUUCCCUUGAUAUGUUCAUACCCGAUGCUGUACAUUCUCAUCAUAUCGUUCAGGUCUCUCAUCAGGAUGGCCGUGUCCCUCUUUAGGAACUUCUUUAUUAUCUACUGGAGCCUCUUAUAAAACUAAUCUUUAUCGUCGUCAUUGUUGUUAUUGAUAGGUGCAUAACACUGCAUAGCAUUCGUUGUGAUUUUUUUCUUUCCGUGUUUUAAAGAUGAUUUGGUGAUCCUGGAUCCAUGAAAUUUUCAUCUUAUAACUGCUUUUCAUGGUUCUUUGAACAGCAUCAGAGCAACUCCAUGUGUGUUCUUUGUUGUAAUGAAAUAGAAAUAUAUCUUAGUAAAUUUAAGCAAAGAUGAAUAGUGGCUAGCAGUGGAAUCCAGGACGCGCGUCUCGUCCUAUUCGGGACUCGUCAGCUGGAUGUAACUGCAUCUCACAGUUGAUAGUCACUGCGGGAAUCGAACCCAGUACCGUUCGCUUCAAACGUCAUCGCAUUCUUCACUUAGCUACUGAGUCCUGAUAGCCACCUGCUUGUGCAAUGGGGUGAAGUUUAAAUUCACUUAGUAUUGUUCACUUGAAUCUUCCCUUUGAUGUUUAGCACUGUAAUAGAUCAGUCUGUUAUUGGCAUAUGUGUAUUCUAUGCGGAUCACCUCUAUAUAGCCUUAAGUCAAAGGCUCUUUAAGCAAAAUUAUUGAUUAGUUUUUAUUAACAGCUCUUUGGAUUAGCAUACAUUUCUAAAUUUCACUGAAUUCAGGAAAAAAAAUGCAUCAAACCGAUUUUACUGGGUAACCGGUUCUAUAUAAACUAUACACACGCAAUACUAAAACACCGAGAUUAUUAUUAUUUUUUAAAACAUAGUGACAGGAAUAUUGAUAAGAGUAGAUUGUAUACUCAUGCAUACAAGUGAAUCUCCUGCUUCAACUUACAAUGAUGAGUGAAAAAGGAUAAUGGUGACUAUUCAACUGUCUAGUGUUGGAAGAUGCAGAAAUCCUAUUGAAAUGGUCGUAAUCCAUGGUUAGAGAUCUUAGAUAUCAUGAAUUGAAAUUAAUUACUGUUAGAUUGAGCCACAUUUGAAGAUGCAGACUACCUAGUCAAGGUUUGCUUGAAUAUCGUAAUCACUAUUAAAGACUAGGUGAUAUUAUUGAAAGUCAGUCGUACAAAUUCAUUCAAUCUUUAUCAUCCUUUAAAUCUUGAGUUUUAGAAUUAUCUUAAACUCUUUAUUCUAUGUGUUUAAUGUUCUCAUGAAACGAGAUUAUCUGUGUGUUAGCGAGAACAUAGAUUGGAUCAAAUCAUACUCAAUGCACGCUUGCGUUGGCGCCCGCUGAUUGGCUAAUUCUUACCCAAUCAGUGUUAGUCAGUACUUAGUGAACACUUUAGAAAUCUCAUGUGAAAAACUAUAAAUAUACUAACGUUUUCCCUAUUGCACUUGCUUUCUUCUUACUUCCAUCUAACCCUGUUAUUUGGAAUAUAAUCUCUUUUCCUGUCCAACCGUGUUCUGAUUUGGGCGACUUAUCGAAUGAAUCGGUGUUUGAGAAUACUAAGCAAUAGGAAUAGUUGGGUUAUAACCGUAAGAGAGUAAUAUAACACUGUGCCUAAUGUUUUCUACUACCUUUGAUAUUGUUACUACUUCUACUACUUUGGCAUUUGUCUUGAUAAUUGCAAUUCGUUGUAUUAAAAGGUAAUAUGAAUAGUUGAAUCUACUUCAAGUUCUUAAUUGUUUAUGACUGUGAAUGAGUUGAAAUAUCCCGUUAAAUUUGGUUAUUUAGAAGUUUUCCAAAAAGAAGUAUUUGAAAGAAUCAACCUAGUUGUUUAGUUAGAAAGCAAGGUAAACUUAUUAUUAACUAUAUUUAAACAAAAUUUAUUGUAGGUUAUCAUUAAACUGUUUUAAUUAAACAAAUAAAUCAGUUGGUAUUAUUUCUUUGUUGGUUAAACAAUUUAUUGAUUAUGAGACCGAAGGUCCUGUGUUCGAAUCAGUUAUAUCCCGAUGAGAAUAAUGAAUGGUAAUCUUUUGGGAUCCAUUUAUGAAUUAAUACUAUACGUAUAUGGUUAUUGCAUACUUGUUAAGUAACUAAACUAUUCAUAUUCAUGUUCCUCUUAUUAUGAGCUUUAUUUUGAUCUAUGAACUAUUAUUAUACGAUUUAUCAUUCUUGAAUUAUGCCCCCUGUCUAUCAAUUACUACCUCCCACAUUCACAUCCCCUUUUGGGCUAGAUUUUGUACAAAUGUUAUUUUCUAUUUUAUGAUAUAAUGUGAUGGGUUUGGUUUGUAUAUAAACCCAAUAUGUUUGAAAUGAAUGAUUGAUAUUGUAGAGGUUGAGAUUGGUGUUGUGGACUUAAGAGGUUGGACUGGGGCAGGAAGCAGGACGGAUAAGGACUCUAGGAUGUUCGUACACGUUUUCUGACUCAUUGGUCCGAUAGAUAAUUUGCUGUUCUCCAAUUGGCGGUAUCAUUACUUUAUACAUUGAUAGAACACAGAAUAAAAGUUGUAACAGAAUCUUGCAUGUGCGAUCAUGAAUACGCACUUCUAUAGAGUCCCAUAGUAAGAUGAAAUGACCGUCCAAUACUUGUAGAUUUUCAAUGAUUGUCUAACUUUGGUCGAUUUAUAAAUUCAAUCAAAUGUUCAUGCUGUAAUUUUACAACUGAACCUUUCAAUUCCCAGUCUUGCCUAUUUUUCUAUAUAUAUAUAUAUAUAUAUAUAUAUAUAUAUAUAACAGGAAAUCUCUAUUCCAUCUAAUAAACUAUUCAAGAUGAUCAGUUCUUUUUUCUUUACGUUGGUUUUUUGUCUCUAUGGGAUUUAUAUGUUUUACCAAGUUUUUCUUUUUACUUCUAAUUUCGUAAUCUGUAAUUACCAUUGCAACAUUUUAAUUUUAUGUUUGUAAAUUGAUAUCAUCACAUUUCACUUCCUGCUUAAUAUUACAAAUCAGUUUGUUUGACUUUGUUAAUAAUAUUACAUUAGUUUGUUGUAUUCAAAAAGUACUUAUUGUUAAAAUAGUCAAUAUUAUAUGGAAUUCUUAUGAUGGAUUAAACUGCAAAAUCGUGUAUGGAGGACAGCUCACGGACUCGUUCGAAGUAAACAUCGGUGUUAGGCAAGGUUGUUUACUCUCAAGAGCAGCAUAUCUACAAUUGAAGAACAUCUGGAAUUCAAAACAACUGUCUGUUAACCAACAUCAAAGUCAGAAUUUUCAAUAUAAAUGUCAAAACAUUUCUACUGUAUGGGGCGGAAUCCUGGAGAACUACGAAAGCCAUCAUUCAGAAGAUACAAGUGUUCAUCAACAGUUGUCUAUGCAAACUACUUCGAAACGGUUGACCAGACACUAUCAGUAACAACCUACUGUGAGAGAGAACAAACCAGAUCCCAGCGGAGGAAGAGAUCAGAAAGAAUCGCUGGAAAUGGAUAGGACACAUAUUGAGGAAAGCAUCCAAAUGCAUCACAAGACAAGCCCUCACAUGGAAUCCUGAAAACCAAAGGAAAAGAAGACCAAAGAACACAUUACUCUGAGAGAUGGAGACAGAUUUGAGAAAAAUGAACAAAAAUUGGACAGAACAGGAAAGGAAGGCCCAUGAUAGAGUGCGUUGGAGAAUGCUGGUCGUAUGCCUAUGCUCCAUUGGGAAUAACAGGUGUAAGUAAGUAAUUUACUGUUAAACAUGAAUUAAUGUCAAUUGAAGUAUUGGUCAUCUGUUAUUGUUUUAAUUUUGACAUAUCAUACAGUAAAAACUUACAAUUUUAGUAUGAAAUCAAACUUGGGAUGUUUGAAUUUCUUAGUGAUGAACAUAAUACUCUUUAGAAUACUAAGAUAAUUUAUGAUAUUUCUGAACUGGUAUACAAUACCAGCAGUGAUAUCAGUUAUUUUUGUUAAGAAGGCAACAAAUUAUCUCGAGUCUUUUUGCUUUAGUGAACGGCAACACAAGUGGCGACAAUCUCAUACAAAAUUCUGAGAACCAUAUAGUAAAUAAUUCAUUUGCAAAAUGUCAAUCAAUCGUCUCAGACUACAUUGUUACUUCGUUUCCACACCAAUCAUUCUCUGUUCUCGUUCUCCUCUCUUCGAUCUUCUUAACCCUCUGCCACCAGUCAUUCCACUUUCUAGUGAUGAGACAUACUACUUAUAGCUAAAACGUGGCAUCAGUGCUUGAAGUCACUAACUUCUAGUCUUAGCCAUAUUGGCAGAUGCAGACUACUUGGUUGGGGUCCGCGUGACCAUCGUAACCAAUGGUUAGAGACUGUGGGUGACAUGGCUCAGGAUCGAUCACAAUGGCGUAGGUGUAUACACUCUCUAUCUUCCCUUAAACUAUGAGAUUAAAAUCGCUUCAUAUCUUUCUUUCUACGAACUAAUUCUUUCUUCCUGUACUAUAUCCUUAUAUGGAAUCUUUUUUAUAUAUUGCCACCAUUGAAUUAACUAUUUCUAUAAAUCCGGUGUUAAUCUUGCUGUGCUAGUGAGGUAUGGCAACUUGGACCGAUGCAUAUAUGUGACUGGUCCUACGUUGUAGCUGACUGACUGACAUACUACCUAUAUCUGUCGACAUCAGUAGCAAAUACCACAGUACUGUUGUAUUAAGAAGUUCGCGGUAACAUCUUUCGAUUCAUAUUUCUUAAGUUGUCCUUCCUGAUAUCUUAUUGGUUGCUCUCUUUCUUAAUUAGUUUUUUUACUGUGUUUAAAGAUAAUAUAUCUUGUUAAGUUGAUUCCGAGUACUGUUAAAGUUAUAAAGGCAGUUAUCAUUGUGAGGUUAAGGUUGAACCAAUACAGUUGUGACUUCUUUGAAUAUUAAGCAUUCUUCGGAGUUCCUAAUUUCUUAUUCCCUUAUUCACAGAUAGAUUAUUACGGCUGUUUUUUUUAUUGUAUUACUGGUCCAAUCCAUUUAGUUCUCAUUCCGUAUUAUAAUAAGAAUUUUGCAAUCUCUGGUAACUCUGAAUUUUAGUGUGUUAUUAUAAAUCCUAACAACUUAUAAUAAUAGUUUGAAGAUUAUUCUCGGAUGUUAGGAGCUCUCUUAUAUAUUCGAUCUAUAUCCGUAUUGUAGAUAUACAAACUAUGAUGAAACAAUUAUCUAGAGCUUCUAGAAUUUCACUGAUUGCUUCAUUAAAAUCAUUCAUUAAUGUAAACUAUGAAAUGAAUUAUAUAUCUAGAUUAUGAAGACCUUCACGGAAUACAAUGAACAGCUCAGAAACAAUCAGACGAUUUGGACUUCGCAGAUGAUCUAGUCCUCCUAUCGCAUACACACGAACAAAUGCAGAUAAAGACAGCCAGCGUAGCAGUAGUCUCUGCAUCAGUAGGCCUCAACAUACACAAGAGGAAAACCAAGGUCCUCAAAUUCAAAACGAAGAACAGCAAUCCAAUCACAGCUGAUGGCGAAACUCUGGAAGAUGUCGAUUCCUUCACAUACAUUGGAAGCAUCAUCGAUGAACAAGGAGGUUCAGAUGCAGACGUAAAGGCGAGGAUUGGCAAAGCAAGGGCUGCAUUCCUACAAUUGAAGUAAAUGUCGAAUUAAAAACAACUUUCAACCAAUAUCAAAGUCAGAAUUUUCAAUAUAAACGUCAAGACAGUUCUACUGUAUGGAGCUGAAACUUGAAGAGCUACUACAACUAUCAUCAAAACGAUACAAUUAUUUAUAAACAAUUGUCUACUCAUGAUACUCCAGAUCCGUUGACCGGAUACAAUCAGCAUGCUUCCAAAUAAAGAGGAAAUUAGGCAAAGUCAAUGAAAGUGGAUAAAACACAUAUUGAGAUAAUCAUCAAACUGAAUCAUGAACCAAGCUCUUACUUGGAAUCAUAAAAGGAAGUGAAACUGAUGAAGAAGGCCAACAAAAAACAACACACAUUACAUCAGGAAAUAGAAUCAAAUAUAAAAAGGAUGAAUAGUAACUGGAAAGAUUUGGAUAGGAUUAAAUGAAGAAUACUGUUGG